AUGGCGACCGCUCGGAUUUCGCCAACGGCGCAUCUUCUACGGAAGUCUCGUUUGUUUGCACUUCCCCAGGCAUUGCAAAACCCACAAGAGCCACCAUCCUCGAGGACCGUAUUCGAGUCGAACACCGCAACACUUCCUCACCCCAUCCGAGCCGCCAUUGUUACGCCGCCGAAAUCACUUGCUCGAGGCGAUUGGGGUUUGAAACGUCCACUUCCGGCUAAGGCUACAUCUGAAAAGUCUCAGAGACCGGUUGUUAGAAUUCAAGCCCUGGAUACCUACGAACAUGUCACCGACUUCGAAUCCGCAGCCGAUCACACCAUGACUCUGGAGAAGUUCCAGGAGUUGCAUAUCCCGAUCUCACUUCCCUCCAAGAUCAAUUAUGCGACUUCCGUCCUCCCUCGUCACCAGAGUCCAUUCGAGAGCCAUGUCGACAACACAGAGACUAGUAAGGGGCGUGAAGUACCAGGCUCCAAACAAUUCAGACACGCUGGACCUUGGCUGGUUGGCCAAACCGAGGCUGAGUUCCAGGACUACCUGAAGAAAGUGCGGAGCCAGAAGCCCGAGUUGCUGCAGAAAUUGCGCGAGCGGUUGGAGGCUCAGCUCUUUGCGGAGGCUCGGAAACAAGCACAGGACAACGGAGGGGAUUUGCAAGAACUUGAGCCCAUCAAGGUCACCGAUGAGCAGUUCCAAGCACACGUCAGGUCUCUGCGUGAGGAUAAGUUCGCCCUCGGCCCGGCCGUCUUUGAAUUGCUUGAUCUUCCGUCACCCCCCGCUGUGCCCAGCGAGCGGAUUGGAGACAAAUACUACCAGUCUCCCGGAACCCAGCUGUCUGCCGCCGAAUAUGCCGUGAGCGGUCCCCCCAUGACACACCCCUCCGCAGGUCUCGCAUACGCUCGCACCCAUGCAUUUACAUACAACCACCCGCAAUAUGGUCCCCAGGCCUUCCAGCGCCCCGUAGAGGCGCGUAUUCUGCGACCCAAGGGCCGAUUUAAGGGACAAUCUUCCAAGGCCAUUGCAGGUAUUGGUGGUAUUGCCGUGGAGGAUCUGAACGCCAUGAGCUUCAUCGAUCAAGGGACACCCGCUGGCUUGACUUCCUUUGACGCAACCAUCCCCGGAGGAGCCAAAUACUGGGUCUCUCCGGUCCGAGCCUCUGUCGACUCUAAGGGUCGCAUUAGCCUGGCUUCCUACCGGGCGAACGCCCUUGCAAAGGCGCCGUACGGAAUCGAAGAUUUCCGGAAAGAGAGUGUCACCAGCAUUACAUCGGCUGCCCGCCGUGAUGCUCGUUUGGUCCCACGAUUGGACAAGGGUUCCAAUUACAACCAGGCGCGUUUCAAUCCGUCGCGUGGCUUCCAACCACGGAAGCCUCAGCAAGGUACUGAGGAGGUUGCCCGCAGUCUCGUGGAAAACUUGAACUUGAACCAAUGA
This is a messenger RNA of Penicillium verhagenii, 1425 nucleotides long. Its product is annotated as mitochondrial 37S ribosomal protein bS1m. Lineage: Eukaryota; Fungi; Ascomycota; Eurotiomycetes; Eurotiales; Aspergillaceae. The coding region runs from base 1 to 1425 and encodes 474 amino acids. The record is from RefSeq and is a predicted model, not a curated record. Gene Ontology annotation, cellular component: mitochondrial small ribosomal subunit. Gene Ontology annotation, biological process: mitochondrial translational initiation. The transcript has a single exon. Gene Ontology annotation, molecular function: structural constituent of ribosome.